AUACACAAAUAUUUCAUAGACAUUAUUUUUCAGAAAGACCAAUGGAUCCCUCUAAUCCUGAGGAAUCUUCUGGUGAUCCACAUACUAUUAUUACUGAAACAAAUCUGAGAUCUCACAGAACAGAUCCAUCUAAUCCUGAGGGAUCUUCUUUAAGCCAUAAAGGAUUUCAUACAGGAGAACGUUCCUUGUCAUCUACAGCGUCUGGGAAUUCUUUCGAAGAAACAAGAAAGCCUUCUACACACCAGAGAAGUGAGCGUCCUUUCUCAUGUUCAGAGUGCGGGAAAUGUUUUGUUCGUAAAGAUAACUUUCUUAAUCACCAGAGAAUUCACAAAGGUGACCGCCCGUAUUCGUGUUCAGACUGCGGGAAAAGUUUCAUUCAAAAAAGCAACCUUCUUAACCACCUGAGACUUCACACAGGCGAGCGUCCCUAUUCAUGUUCGAAGUGCGGGAAAUGUUUUAAUCAGAAAGUAGACCUGGCCACCCACCAGAGGUUUCACACGGGUGAACGUCCUUUCUCAUGUUCGGAGUGCGGGAAAAGUUUCCGUGACAAAAGAAGCCUUCUUAAACACCAGAAAAUUCACACAGGGGAGCGUCCUUUUUCAUGUUCAGAGUGCGGGAAAUGUUUUUUUCAGAAAGUGGAACUUGUUAAUCACCAGAAAAUUCACACAGGCGAGCGUCCUUUCUCAUGUUCAGAGUGUGGGAAAGGUUUCAUUCAUAAAGGCAACUUUCUUAAACACCAGAAAACUCACACGGGCGUGCGCCCUUUUUCAUGUUUAGAGUGCGGGAAAUGUUUCAUUCAGAAAAGUAGCCUUGUUUUUCACCAAAGAAUUCACACAGGUGAGCGACCUUAUUCAUGUUCAGAGUGCGGGAAAUCUUUCACUCAAAAAAGACACCUCGUGAUCCACCAGAGGAUUCACAAGAGCGAGCGUCCUUUCUCAUGUUCGGAGUGCGGGAAAUGUUUCAGCCAGAAAGGAAGCUUUCUUAAUCACCAGAGACUUCACACCGGUAACCUUCCUUUUUCGUGUUCAGAGUGCGGGAAAUGUUUUAGUCAGAAGGGAAACUUUCUUAGUCACCAGAGAUGUCACACAGGCGAGCGUCCUUUCUCAUGUCCUGAGUGCGGGAAAUGCUUUCGUCAUAAAGGAAACUUUUUCAGUCACCAGAGAUGUCACACAGGUGAGCGUCCGUUCUCAUGUUCUGAGUGCGGGAAAUGUUUCAGCGAAAAAGGAAACCUCCUUAUACACCAGAGAUUUCACACAGGUGAACAUCCCUUUUCAUGUUCAGAGUGCGGGAAAUCCUUCACUAAGAAAGCAGAACUGAUUAUUCAUCAGCGAAUUCACACCGGCGAGCGUCCUUAUUCAUGUGCAGAGUGCGGGAAAUGUUUUAUUCGGAAAGGAAGGCUUCUUCUACACCAGAGAAUUCACACGGGUGAGCGUCCCUAUUCGUGUUCAGAGUGCGGGAAAUUUUUCAAGGACAAAGGGUACCUUCUUCUGCACCAGAGGAUUCACACCGGUGAGCGUCCUUAUUCAUGUUCGGAGUGUGGGAAAGGUUUCGCUCGGAAAGACAAACUUGUUAUACACCAGAGAACUCACACAGGAGAGCGCCCUUAUUCGUGUUCGGUGUGCGGGAAAAGUUUCACUCAAAAACGUUCACUUACUGGACACCAGAGGAUUCACAUGGACCAAAAACCUUGAUAGCGUUCUGUUCCUCUAAACUGGGUCCCGCACUCACGCAGACCGCACCAUAGGACUAAACUGUGCCAACACAAGGCUUUUGAUUGGCCCAGCCCGUGUGUCAUUAAUUUUUAAUUCAGCUGUGAUGGAUUUCAUUUAAAUGAUUUGAUUGUUUGUGAAUCAUUUAUUUUAUAAAAUAAAAAGGAAAUAUCCACACUUUACAAAA
Rana temporaria (common frog) is the source of this 1896-nucleotide messenger RNA. RefSeq names its product gastrula zinc finger protein XlCGF26.1-like. The transcript has a single exon. The record is from RefSeq and is a predicted model, not a curated record. The coding region runs from base 42 to 1691 and encodes 549 amino acids. NCBI's taxonomy places the organism in Eukaryota, Metazoa, Chordata, Amphibia, Anura, Ranidae.